CGAAGAUAUAUGUAUAGUGAAUUUGAGAAGCGGAGGAAAUAUCUACCAGUCCACUGUACUAGAACGCCACAAAAUGUAACCCGCUUUGCAAGAACGUCAUUGUAUGAGACACUUCGCCCCGUGGGCGACCGUAUUGGCACUAGUCGUCGCAACAAUGGUGUUAGCAGCUUUUUCACGGCGCUGCAACCCAAUAGCCUUGUCCGACACGGCUGUUUUAGUGGAGCUACCGGCAGAACUGGGCCCUGCACGAUGAUCGCGGGUAUCUAGAAGAACGUGUCACCUGCGGAUUCUGGCCUCGACCGCUUAUCUGUACGACGUUACGAGAAGAUGUCAGCUUGCCAUUAGCAACCAUCCCAAUUGAACAAUCUUAUCGAUUCACAGGCAGACAGAUUGGGAGCAACGAAAGAAAUAGAAAGAAAACUUACAGCGUUGACUGCAGUGCGGUACGUAAUUGUCGACGCGUAAGGGCGGCUAAUACAAAACAAUGAUCAUGAAAUUGAGGACGCGUUAAGGCCGCAGAUAUACGUACCGGACGUGAAAUUGCAUCUCUGUAGUAG
Messenger RNA from Laetiporus sulphureus 93-53, 557 nucleotides. RefSeq lists its product as uncharacterized. NCBI's taxonomy places the organism in Eukaryota, Fungi, Basidiomycota, Agaricomycetes, Polyporales, Laetiporaceae. The coding region runs from base 10 to 267 and encodes 85 amino acids. The record is from RefSeq and is a predicted model, not a curated record. The transcript is spliced from 3 exons.